Molecule: messenger RNA, 3561 nt
Organism: Acanthocheilonema viteae
Lineage: Eukaryota; Metazoa; Nematoda; Chromadorea; Rhabditida; Onchocercidae
Source: the annotation of a GenBank genome assembly
AUGUUUAAACGGUUGGGUUUAUCCUCUUUGUGGAAACCGAAAAACCCGCAUUCAUUGGAAUACCUGAAAUACUUAUAUGAAGUACUUCGCAAGAAUGAGCAGGUUACAGAAAAUAAUCACAAGUUGUUGGUUGAAUGCUUGAGAGCAGUUUCUGAAAUUUUAAUUUGGGGUGACCAGAAUGAAAGUUCCGUUUUUGAUUUUUUCUUAGAACGACAAAUGUUGGAAUAUUUUCUUUCUAUAAUGAAACAAAAUUGUGGCUCCUAUAUCUGUGUUCAACUAUUGCAAACGCUCAAUAUUUUAUUCGAAAAUAUACGUCACAAGACAUCUUUGUAUUAUUUGCUCAGUAAUAAUCAUGUUAAUUCAAUCAUCACAUAUCAUUUUAAUUUUGAAAAUGAGGAAAUUAUGGCAUAUUACAUAUCCUUCUUGAAAACGCUUUCCUUCAAGCUCAAUAUAUAUACUAUACACUUCUUUUUCAAUGAGGCUAAUCAAGACUUCCCAUUGUACACAGAAGUCAUCAAAUUUCAAAAUCAUAGUGAAGCUAUGGUACGCAUUGCAGUACGAACGACCACACUUAACAUAUACAAAGUGGAAGAUGAAUCAAUGAGGAGUUACGUUCGUGCUCACUCCCGGGUUUACUUUUGUGCUUUGAGCGAUUUUAUUGCAAGGCAAUCGAUUGAAAUCGAUCAUUUUGCUCGGUCGGCUGAAAAUGAAUCCAGCAAUCGCAAAAAGCUUGAUUCUAUGAUUGAUGAUUACCUUGAUUAUAUGCAUUAUCUCAACGACAUUUUACUUAUAAAAGAUGAAAAGCUUUCCACUGUGCUCAUUGAGGUAGUUUUUGAAAGACUGCUGGGACCGCUGUAUCUUUCAUCUCUUGGUGGUAUUCGUCUUCAUCCCGCUACUGCUGUUUUAACACCAGUUUCCACUCUCUUCUUUCUUACUCAUUUUCUGUUGAUCGUCGAUGAUUCCCAGGCAGUACAAUCACUUUUGUCAUCGUUUUUUUUUGGUGAUGGUUCUGAUGUGCAGUAUCAGUGGAUUCGCAAUGAAAAGGCAGCGUGGAUUCUUACAAAUAUGAAAGCUAAAGAUAUUGAACCGAGAGCAUUUUUUAACGGAUAUAUGAAUGCGUUGUUUUGUUCGAGAAGUGAUCAUUCAGCUUUUUACGGGCUUAUUUUCAUUUAUGCCCUUUGUCAGAACAAAGGAGCACGAGGAGAAAUUUUGGAAGCUGUACAGUUCACUUCCGAUGUCGUUAGUUCUGAUCACAAUUUCCUGGACAGUUUGCUGGAUAUUAUAGCUAGAAGUGCUGAAGCAGACUCAUUUAUUCGUGCAGUAACAGUUGAAUUAUGCUGUAUUGUCUUAAGGCAGCUAUUAUUGGUCAUGGAUGCAUCUAUAGAUGCACAAGUAGAAUGCGAAAGGAGAGCAGAAAAAGUUAUAACAAGCCUUGUUAGCAUACUUGCACCAUCUGUUUACUCGGAAAAACUGUUUUUGGAGAUGUUUGAAGAUGAAUUUUAUAAUUUUGAGAGAAAUAAAAUCCAAAUUAGAAGUAUUAGUACAGAUUCAUCACUUUUGCUUCCUCCUCCUAGUACACCACUGAAUGGUGUUUCGCUUAAUAAACGCCUUCCAUGUGGCAGUGAAGAACGAAUCCGAAAGAAUAUCCAGCUGUUCUUCCACUUGAGACAGUUUGCGUUAGAUCUCCGUGAUGAAGAAGAAACGUGUUUACCAAUAUCGUCUAAAACUGAUGUGUUUGUUGAAGUGAACGAUUGUAUUAACCUCGAAAACAGUGAUUUGCUCGCUUGCACAGUUAUGAAUGAAAAAAACGAGAAAGUUCAUCGAUUUCUUGUUACGGAUCAGGCACAGUUGAUACUGGUAGAGCCAGAUAACAAGCGUAUGGGAUGGGCCGUUGUCCGUUUUGUUGGUCUUUUACAAGACACUCAACUAACGGGCGACCUUGGAGACAGUCGUGCACUUCACAUCAUUGUUAAUGAUGUAAGUAAUCGUUCGGGAGCAAACAAUACGAUUUACUUUAAUGCAAAAUUUUUGUUUGAUGACCACAUCCGAUGUAUGGCUGCCAAACAACGCCUCACCAAGGGUAGACAGAUGGCAAGGCAGUGUAAACUGGAUCAGAUUUGCGAUUUACUUGGAAUUGCACCCAAGGCUUCUAUGUGGAAAAGUAAUAAGAAUCCAUUUCGAAUAGUUAAAGGUUGUCCACCCGGAUCAUUACGGAGACAGCCACAAGCGAGCAGCCCACAUAGCAGCAGGUCAUCCAGCGGUUCAUUGCAUAUUGUUCCUGACGAUCCUGAACAUGGUGCAAGUCAUUUAGCAAAUAAAAAUUGGAAAGUGUGUGCUAUGUCCGAUGAUGGACCUACUGACAUCCAAUCAGGAGCUAAUAGUUCGACGGCUUAUGGUCGAGGUUCUAGUUUAGACCGUGAUACCACCGAGAAACUAACCAAGUUGACGGUUGUCAGAAGUGAUUCACCGCUCAAAAGUUUUGGAGAGAGGAAAGCUCGAGAAAGGAAUGUAAAGAUAGCUCGGGGGCAUCAGAUAUUCAAAAACAUGGAAUCAACGUUGAGUGAUGGUAAUACAAAAAAAAAAUCGCUUGAGCAAGGGAAAAAGGAAAGGCAACCUCUUAAUAGAUCGCAAAUCAGGAAAAUGAUGCUACCGAGUGGACCUACCAAUUCAGAGAUACAAAAAUCUUUAGAUUCUUCUAUGAUAACUGCGGACGAACUCAUCAAUCUGUUUGACCUUGCUGUUAACGAUCGCUGUUCGAUGCAUGGCAAAUUCAAAAGUAUAAUGAAUGAUGGAAAUUUAUGCCUCAGUGAUGAAGACUGGAAUCGGUUUGCUUGUCACGUUGCAAGUAUUGCAGUACAAGAAGUCAGAGGAUUUGCAGUAACUGCUGCCAUUAUGGCUGUCAGACAAAAAGGCUUUCGAUCGGCUUUUGCACAAGAAAUCAAUGUUUUAAUGUCAAAUUAUGUUUUGGUUGGAGGAACUGGACAAGGACUCCCGGAACUUGUGGCACAUCUUUUAAUUGCUAACUGGCCUCAAGAGCAUGCGAGAUGUGAUCUCGAGUCGAAUGACAUUUUAUUUUAUAUCAUUUCAUCAAUUAAGGGAUGGUUGGAAACAAUAAUUGGCGAGGCAGAUGAAAUUGAAGAGAUUGAAUCGAACUGUGCUUGUGCAUUGUAUGAGGUGUGUCGUUUCGCGCAACGAAAACUUUGGAUGAAGUGGCCAGAAUUAGUAGAUGAAUGUUAUGCCGCCGCAAGAGAUGGUAUAACCUUAAAUAUCACAUUAACCAAGGAAGCACGGAAAGCAUUAUUAGAUACCAUGAUUAUGAUGCACGAAUGGACUAGCCGGCAUGCAAAAACAUUGGUUAAUGUCAGCACACAAACUUGUAGAACUCGGGUUUAGUUCACUGUACCAGACAAAUGGGCGUGUCAGGCGCACAAUUACAAUGAGCGCAGACGUCGUGCCGAUGCCGAUUUCUAUGUCAUUCUCUGUUUCUGUGUGGAAGUGAAAGAGAAAAGUGGUCUGAGAUCGAUUGUGUACGGAGAGGGAGAAGAGAAGAGCGGUGUCUAG